AUGGAGGACUGCCUCGUUAGUCGGAGCGGCGAAAGCGCCCGGUCCGGAUUAGCAGAACAGACCAAGACAAGGGCUUGCGUCAACUGCGCUCGACUAAAGAUGAAGUGUCAGUGGCCUAAUUCAGGCGCUGGACGAUUAGAGAAUAGCUGUUCAAGAUGUUCUCGAAUGAAGCUAGAGUGUCGAGUACCAGAAACAACACAGAGGAAAAAGCGCGGAAAGUCAACAAGAGUGGCUCAACUGGAGAAAAAGAUUGACGGCAUCGUGUCUCUCCUCGCCGCUCAGAAAGGCCUCUCCCCCUUGACACCCGAGAGCCCCCAAGAUGUACCAUCGCAGCAGCAGACAAUCCCUGAAGACAUCCAGGCAGUCCCGCUUGCCCAGGAUCGCCUCCCGCCGCCUCCUAUCAUUGGGCGUCCUGAUGAGGACUAUGCAGACCUGGAGUUAUUCCCAGGCUUCCGCAUCACCCAUGAUGAGGCUGCGAAACGGUUAGAGGUGUAUCGUCGGGACUAUGUGCCCGAAUUCCCCUUUGUGCCCAUGCUGGAUUCACUCGCGUCGCAUGAGUUUUAUUCCGAGUCGCGAUUCUUGUUCUGGACUAUUCUCGCUGCUGUCUCGCCGCUCAAAGAGAAAGUGCAGAUGGAGUUUAAAGCCUGGUUCCGCAAGUACCUCGCUGAGCAUGUAGUCAUGGGCCAGGAAAGGUCACUAGACAUUCUUCAGGGGAUAUUAGUCUACCUAGCCUGGAACGACUUUCACUUCUAUGGAGACCUACAGGUCACCAGCAUUAUCCAGCUGGCCAUUGGUCUCAUAAUUGACUUGAGAUUAGACAGACCAGCUGGAGCUAUCCUCGGUGCCCCGCGAAGCUUACUGGGAGAUGCAUGGACUUCAAUGGGCAAGCCAUGCUCCAAGAUCAAGACAGAUCAAUCGUCACAAGACAAGAGAGCCGUGCUGGGGAUGUACUACAUAACAGCCAUACUGAGUUCAUUCUUUAAAAAGAACACCAUCGUGCCGUGGAGCAACCAUCUAUCACAAUGCUGCGAUCACCUCAUCGAGGCACGCGAGUACGAGUCCGACCUGUACCUCGUGGCUCUCGUCAGGAUGCAGCACCUAGCUGAGCGUGGCUUCAGUGCCAUACCCGCCGUCGACUACUUGGAUCCUACUCCUCCGACAUUUAGAGGCCAUGUUGCCAUGACCAUGAACAAUGUCCAGCGCGAGCUGGAGAGACUCUCCAAGUUCCAGCCAGACUCUGUCAAGCAGAACCGUGCAUUCUGGGCUCAUUAUUACACCUUGCUCGUCCGACUUUACGAGCCCACCAUCCUCAUGCGGGCAGCCCCCCUCAACACCUCAGAAGGAACCCUCGCGGAACCACUUCAGCAUUCUGAGUACAUGUGGAAAUGCCUAGAAGCAGUAGCAGACUCAUUCAAAGAGCAACUCGCCAUCCCUGCUGCUCAAAUGUCCACCCUUCCUGUGACGGUCAACUGCGUCCUCGCGUUUGCGACCGUCACAGCCUCACGCCUCAUCCUUUCAGAAAACUCUCCAGAUUGGGACACCAGCCUUGCACGGCGACGACUCAAUUUUCAAGAUACACUCAAAGGUUUGAGCGAUCAUUUUGAAGCGGCAGAUCAAGAAGCACUCCGCCUCGACCGAAGACGUCGCGUAAUGGAAGACGGCAGCAGCGUGUUUCUAAAAUGCAGCUUCAAAGUACGAUGGAUUCGACAAUGGUACACGUCCAAAAUACCACAAGAAGAACAACAACAGCAGCAUCAGCAGCAGCAACAUGUCCAAACUCCAUGUACAGCGCUGGCGCAGACACAGAGCGUGAUAGAGCCGACACCAGACUGGGCGGCCAAUUUCCAGUUUGACGAUGACUUUUGGGCGGAUUUGAUGACGGGGUACGAUGCUGAUGCUUUGGAUACGUCGCUUGCGAGUGUUGCACCGGCACAUUAG
Fusarium vanettenii 77-13-4 is the source of this 1938-nucleotide messenger RNA. RefSeq lists its product as uncharacterized. Bases 1 to 1938 code for a protein of 645 amino acids. Gene Ontology annotation, molecular function: transcription cis-regulatory region binding; DNA-binding transcription factor activity, RNA polymerase II-specific; zinc ion binding. Gene Ontology annotation, biological process: regulation of DNA-templated transcription. NCBI's taxonomy places the organism in Eukaryota, Fungi, Ascomycota, Sordariomycetes, Hypocreales, Nectriaceae. Gene Ontology annotation, cellular component: nucleus. The transcript is spliced from 6 exons. The record is from RefSeq and is a predicted model, not a curated record.